Molecule: messenger RNA, 134 nt
Organism: Racocetra persica
Lineage: Eukaryota; Fungi; Glomeromycota; Glomeromycetes; Diversisporales; Gigasporaceae
Source: the annotation of a GenBank genome assembly
ACAUUGUUGAUGACGAAUGUGAAAUCAGUUAUUUUGGUGUUGGUAUUAUUGGUGAAUAUUUGGGUGUUAAAUUUUUCUUGGUAGAAAUUAUAAAUUUACUUAUGAUGAUGAGAUUGGCCAUUAUUGAGUUUGGC